Molecule: messenger RNA, 962 nt
Organism: Linum tenue
Lineage: Eukaryota; Viridiplantae; Streptophyta; Magnoliopsida; Malpighiales; Linaceae
Source: the annotation of a GenBank genome assembly
CGGUGUCAAGGUACGGCCAGCUAGACAUCAUGUACAACAACGCUGGAAUCGGAGGUAACCUCGACACCACCAUCUUAAACUCGGACAACGCCGACUUCAAGAAGGUGCUUGAAAUCAACCUCUUCGGAUCCUUCCUCGGAGCCAAACACGCCGCCAGGGUUAUGAUUCCCGCAAGGAAAGGUUGCAUCUUGUUCACCGGCAGCGUUGCCGCUUCUAUAAGUGGCGACUUGUCUUACGCAUACAAGGCUUCCAAGCAUGCUAUUUUGGGGCUCAACAACAACUUGACCGUGGAGCUGGGCAAGUACGGCAUCAGGGUCAACACCAUUUCUCCCUAUGGAGUGGCCACUCCCAUGGUCACAAGCGGCAUGCAAAUGGACAAGAAGGCUGCUGAGGAAUUCAUGUCCGCCGCUGGAAACUUGAGAGGGGCUAUCCUCGAACCCGAGGAUGUUGCUCGGGCUGCCUUAUACUUGGCCACGGUGUCAAGGUACGGCCAGCUAGACAUCAUGUACAACAACGCUGGAAUCGGAGGUAACCUCGACACCACCAUCUUAAACUCGGACAACGCCGACUUCAAGAAGGUGCUUGAAAUCAACCUCUUCGGAUCCUUCCUCGGAGCCAAACACGCCGCCAGGGUUAUGAUUCCCGCAAGGAAAGGUUGCAUCUUGUUCACCGGCAGCGUUGCCGCUUCUAUAAGUGGCGACUUGUCUUACGCAUACAAGGCUUCCAAGCAUGCUAUUUUGGGGCUCAACAACAACUUGACCGUGGAGCUGGGCAAGUACGGCAUCAGGGUCAACACCAUUUCUCCCUAUGGAGUGGCCACUCCCAUGGUCACAAGCGGCAUGCAAAUGGACAAGAAGGCUGCUGAGGAAUUCAUGUCCGCCGCUGGAAACUUGAGAGGGGCUAUCCUCGAACCCGAGGAUGUUGCUCGGGCUGCCUUAUACUUGGCCAGUGACGAUGCAAAA